Iphiclides podalirius (scarce swallowtail) is the source of this 231-nucleotide messenger RNA. Lineage: Eukaryota; Metazoa; Arthropoda; Insecta; Lepidoptera; Papilionidae. The record is from the annotation of a GenBank genome assembly.
AUGGCGGACAAGGCAGUCUCAACUGUAUCCAAGCCACAGAUGCGUGGCCUUCUCAAUUCUGUAAUCAAACGCAAUCUGAUUGUGGCGCUGACUCUGGCUGGUUUGUCUGGCUUUGCAUUCAAGCAGCUUGUUGGUAAUGAGCGCAAGAGGAAAUAUGCUGAAUUCUACAGAAAUUACGAUGCUGAAAAGGAGUUUGAAGAAAUGCGCAAAAAGGGCCUUUUCCAAUCCUGC